UACCAUCUGACAUAAAUUCCAAGCACUCUUGUACAAAAAUUUUGCUUAUUACCAAUGGCAGAGCUUGAGAAUCCUAAUGAGAUGCCAAAGCUUAUAGCUUUUCUCUCUUCUCUACUCAAAAGGGUAGCUGAAUCAAAUGAUAUUAACCAGCAACUCCUAGAACAGAAGAUCUCAGUUUUUCAAGGCUUGACUUGUCCCAAUAUCUCAAUUCAGAACUACCUUGAGAGAAUUUUCAAGUAUGCCAAUUGUAGUCCAUCCUGUUUCAUUGUUGCAUAUGUCUAUCUUGAUCGUUUCACUCAAAGACAACCCUCUUUGCCUAUCAACUCCUUCAAUGUUCAUCGGUUACUCAUUACAAGUGUUAUGGUAGCUGCUAAAUUCAUGGAUGACAUGUACUACAACAAUGCUUACUAUGCAAAAGUUGGAGGAAUCACGACCAUAGAGAUGAACUUUCUUGAGUUGGACUUCCUAUUUGGUUUAGGGUUCCAUUUAAAUGUAACUCCAAACACUUUCCAAGCUUAUUGUGUUCACCUACAAAGUGAAAUGAUGAUGAUACAACCUCUAAAUUUUACAGAUUCUUCCUUAGGUUUAGGAAAAUCACUAAAUACCCAUGUAUGCUUCAAUGAAGAUGAAUCUUCACAUCAAAAGCAACAACAAUUAGCUGUUUGAAAAUUUCCUUCAUUUUUUCUUGAUGCAUGCAAUCUAGUUGUAGAGGGUACGUAGUGAACCAAUUAAUGACUUGUUAAUUAAAUUAUGUUACUUGUUGUCUCCACUUGCAUCUUUUAAUCUAUUUCCUCGAUUCUAUAUUCA
Medicago truncatula (barrel medic) is the source of this 807-nucleotide messenger RNA. Its product is annotated as cyclin-U4-1. The record is from RefSeq and is a predicted model, not a curated record. Gene Ontology annotation, biological process: regulation of cyclin-dependent protein serine/threonine kinase activity. NCBI's taxonomy places the organism in Eukaryota, Viridiplantae, Streptophyta, Magnoliopsida, Fabales, Fabaceae. Gene Ontology annotation, molecular function: protein kinase binding. The coding region runs from base 55 to 666 and encodes 203 amino acids. The transcript is spliced from 2 exons.